GAACCCAGGGAGCCUUAAAGAGCUCCCCAGGUCUCCGCCCUUGCCACUGCAGCUCCCCACCAUGGCCGAGACCGCCAAGCUCCAGCUGUUUGUCAAGGCAAGUGAGGACUGUGAGAGCGUGGGACACUGCCCUUCCUGUCAGAGGCUCUUCAUGAUCCUGCUACUCAAGGGUGUGCCCUUCACGCUCACCACGGUGGAUAUGCGCAGGUCCCCAGAUGUACUGAAGGACUUCGCCCCCGGCUCACAACUGCCCAUCUUGCUGUAUGAUGGCGACGCCAAAACCGACACGCUGCAGAUCGAGGAGUUUCUGGAGGAGACGCUGGGGCCGCCAGAAUUCCCCAGCCUGGCGCCCCGCUACAGGGAGUCCACGACCGCGGGCAACGACGUCUUUCACAAGUUCUCCGCGUUCAUCAAGAACCCAGUGCCCGAGCAAGAUGAUGCCCUGUACCAGCUGCUGCUGCGCGCCCUCGUCAGGCUGGACAGAUAUCUGCGCGCGCCCCUGGAGCACGAGCUGGCUCGGGAGCCGCAGCUGCGCGAGUCGCGCCGCCGCUUCCUGGAUGGUGACCAGCUCACGCUGGCCGACUGCGGCCUGCUGCCCAAGCUGCACAUCGUGGAUACCGUGUGCGCGCACUUCCGCCAGGCGCCCAUCCCCGCGGAGCUGCGCGGCGUCCGCCGCUACCUGGACAGCGCGCUGCAGGAGAAGGAGUUCAAGUACACUUGUCCGCACAGUUCCGAGAUCCUGGCGGCCUACCGGCCCGCCGUCCAACCCCGUUAGUGACCCCGCCUCUGCCAUCCCCGCUCAUUCGUCUGCAGCGCCAUAAAGCCCUGUGCUCCAGUGAGCGUGUCCGCACAUCCCAGGGACCAGAGGGCCCACGAUUUUUGCCACCCUCAAACCCCGACCGUGGGACGCUCAGUUUCAGAUGACAGCCCAGAAUGACAGAGGCAGAGAGCCCGUUGGGCGGGGCGAGCCCAUCCCCCCCACUCAACAGGGACAGCGGGGACUGGAUUGGGCUCCCAAACCAGUCAGUCCAGGGCAGGGAGGCAGGAUGGCCAAGGAGGGUGGGGAGCAGAGCCCUGCCUGGGCACCUCGGGGCUCCCGGCCAGUGGGCGGGGUGGCCCGCAUUCCUCAGCCUUGCCCCCAGGGGGCAGACCACUCCCCCAUCUCCCGCAGGACCUACUGGGUGGGGUCUGGAAGAGUGAGGUGUGUGCCCCGUGGGGUGGAACAGAGUUCCAGCCUUGGGAAACCCUGGCAGGGCCCUGAACGGCCCUCAGUUCCUGGGCUGGCCAGGCAGGAGCAGGUGGGCAGUCGGGGGAGCUUGGCAGCUCCUCCCCCAGGGAGCAAGCGCCUCAUCCAUCCGAUUAUGUCCUGUGGUCCCAUGUCCAGAUCGUAGGCUGAGGGGAAUCCCUGAUCCCUCUCCCCCAGCCAUCCCCCAGGAGCCAGAACCAGGCUAUGACGUC
Rhinolophus ferrumequinum (greater horseshoe bat) is the source of this 1458-nucleotide messenger RNA. It is a transcript of the gene CLIC3, whose product is annotated as chloride intracellular channel 3. The record is from RefSeq and is a predicted model, not a curated record. The coding region runs from base 62 to 775 and encodes 237 amino acids. The transcript is spliced from 6 exons. NCBI's taxonomy places the organism in Eukaryota, Metazoa, Chordata, Mammalia, Chiroptera, Rhinolophidae.